Siniperca chuatsi (mandarin fish) is the source of this 2096-nucleotide messenger RNA. Its product is annotated as F-box only protein 15-like. The transcript is spliced from 10 exons. NCBI's taxonomy places the organism in Eukaryota, Metazoa, Chordata, Actinopteri, Centrarchiformes, Sinipercidae. The record is from RefSeq and is a predicted model, not a curated record. Bases 44 to 1627 code for a protein of 527 amino acids. Gene Ontology annotation, molecular function: protein binding.
CGCAUCCUAACCGUGAUUGGCGGUUUCUUCAAUAAAGUCCGUGAUGGCGGCUGGACGAGGGGAGUUUUUUCGGAGUUUCUUGGAGGGUUUGGAGAGGAAACCCGAGCAGCCGGCUCCGGGUAGACGACAGCCAGGUCGUGGUAGAGGAAAGCCGGCUGCGGGCGUUGGACAGUCGGGUCCGGGUAAAGGGCAGCCGGGCGGCAAGAGGAAGAAGAAGAGGCCGCCGAAGGCAGCACCGAGCUCGGUUAGCGGGAAUGAUCACAGCUGCCCAGAGUUACAGAAAACAGAUUUUCCCCAAAUUAAACCUUCCCCAUGUGAGGAAGGCUUAAUGGAAAGGCUGCCGUCUGAGAUCCUGAUUAAGAUUCUGUCGUACCUGGACGCCUCCUCGCUGUUCUGCAUCAGCCACGUCAGCAAGCUCUUCCACCAGCUGGCCAAUGAUGAUGUCAUGUGGCAUAAGAUUUACAUGUCAGAGUUUGCGAGUCAAACGUGGAAGCCAAAGUCGGCGGAUGACGCGGCGCUGAAGGUUGACCCGGUGGAGGAUCGGUUGGCGGGCCACUGGAAGAAGAUGUACUUCAGGACCAUGGCUGGACAAGAAAUGAACAAGUGGAGGAGAGAGCUGAGGGACAUCAGCCCGUACACCGGGCUACCCAGGCAGACCGAGUGGGUCCUCAGGUACGAGAGGAACCUGAAUGUAAGCUGGGAGCUGACGGUGCGUGAUCUGUUGGGACGGGAGCUCACGCUGGAGCAGAGCAGAGCGUACUUCUUCGAGUCGUCUGUGGUCGUCCGCUGGAGUGGAGGCAGCUUCCCCAAAUACCAUCACAUCAGCAACAUCCAGCUGCACGGAGUCAGGAAGGAGAAGCUGAAGAGCCCCAAAGUCAGGAAGCCUGGCUGGCGCUCUCUGAUUUUAAAGCUGGACAUGAAGACUCAGCGUGGUCGGUUCAUUGGUAAAGACAGACUGAUCAAACUGAUGCAUCUGUCGCCCGGCUUCAUCAUAGGCAUCUGGAGGGGUCAGAACAGUGUUGCCUUCAUCAUGGUCAGCCUGCAUUUCCACAAGUUGGUGGAGAGGAGUCUGCUGGGAUCUCCAGUCUGCCCGUACUCUGAGCCUGUGGACCUUCCACCUGUGGAUAACUCGGACCCUGAGUUUGGUCUGCAUGGCUACACUCUGCACUUUGUCCUGCACAACACCGGCACUGAGAUCAUGUCCGGACACUUCCGCCAGCUCUCCUGUCACACAGUUCAGAUCCAGCGUGGACUGGUGGAGCUGAAGGUCAUCAACAGGACCAACUUGUCCCAGCACAGAUCGCUGUCUGGAAACAUCAAACUGCCCUGGAAGAGCGAGGCACUGGAGGGCUCAGUGGAGAACUGCUGCAUCAUAACGCUGACUCUGCUGGACGAGUUCCAGAAACCCUUCUGGUGUGUCAGCUCACCCAUUUGCAUCAUGAUGGCGAAGAAGACGCUGUCCUUCGACUACAGCGGCGAGCACUUUCUGAUGGAGUACCAGAACUCAGACGGUCAGGUGAAGAUGAAGCUGGUCUGGUUGAAGGAGCAGAAGCAGUUCUUCCUCAUCAGCCUCACCGUCUACGUUUCUGUUUUCAAAGUCAACAAGCAUUUCAGCAGAGACUACUGAAGCUAAACCGUUUUGGUUUAUGAUUUUUACAGUUCUGAUGCAGAGACUUUGAGUUUUUCCAGCGUUAAAUCAGUUGUUUACAGUUUUGACUGUUUUCAGUAGAAAAAUACAAUCACAAAUUUCAAGUCAGAAGAAAUGCUUCUAAAAUUUGUAUUUUGUUCAUAGUACAGGCAGUGGGUCACUGUUGUUUUUGUUUCUAUUACACUUGUAGAACAAAAGUAUAAAAUAGUACAAAAUGUAUCAGUGACAAGAGACUAGAUCCUGAAAAAGCAGAACAAAAAGCACUGAAGAUUAAGUUCAUUUUGAAUUUCAGUAUUACUGAGUAUUUAUUAAUGUCAUGUUUUUUUAGUUUUAAUCACAAACACAUGGCAGAAUUUCAUGUGACUAAUUAACUACUCCUUUUUGUAAAAGUCGAACAUUUAUUUUAUUUACAGUGCUCAGAAAAUAAUAAAUCCCUUGUGCACCAAGA